Kuraishia capsulata CBS 1993 is the source of this 1881-nucleotide messenger RNA. RefSeq lists its product as uncharacterized. The transcript has a single exon. Gene Ontology annotation, biological process: mRNA splicing, via spliceosome. Lineage: Eukaryota; Fungi; Ascomycota; Pichiomycetes; Pichiales; Pichiaceae. Gene Ontology annotation, cellular component: spliceosomal complex; Prp19 complex. The record is from RefSeq and is a predicted model, not a curated record. Bases 1 to 1881 code for a protein of 626 amino acids.
AUGCCACCAACAUAUGUCAAAGGAGGCGCCUGGUCGAAUGUGGAGGAUGAAAUCCUCAAGGCUGCGGUACAGAAAUAUGGUUUGACGCAGUGGUCCAGAGUGUCGUCCUUGUUGGCAAGAAAGACUGCCAAACAAGCCAAAGCCCGUUGGACGGAAUGGUUGAAUCCUAAUGUCAAGAAAUUUGAGUGGUCUCGAGAGGAGGAUGAAAAGUUGUUAUAUCUGGCAAAGACGAUGCCAAACCAGUGGCGGUCUAUAGAGGCCGUUCUCGGUAGGACCGCUACCCAGUGUGUUGAGAGGUAUCAGAAGCUACUUGACGAUGCUGCGUUGGGCCAGGCUUCUUCUGAAUAUUCGCUGAGUGGCCUAACUUUGGAGUCCAGUGCUGCUACUGGGAAUUCACAGGUUGGUGACAUAAACUUGAAUCCUGAAAGCAAACCAGCCAUGCCUGACGCUGAAGAUAUGGAUGACGAUGAGAGGGAGAUGAUCAGCGAGGCUAGAGCUCGUCUGGUAAACACACAGGGGAAAAAAGCCAAGAGGAAGACACGUGAGAGAAUGAUGGAGGAGAAUCAAAGAGUGGCGAUGUUACAGAAACGAAGGGAGCUGAAGCAGGCUGGUAUAAAAACCAAGAUCAAGCAGAAAAUCACGUAUAAAGAUCAGAUGGAUUACAACGCCGAUAUUCCCCUUGAGCACGUUCCUCCUCAAGGACCGUUUGACACUGAAUCUGAGCAGCUGAUGAACCAGAAUGACAAUGAGAAGUAUGCUAAUGUGGUGAAUAGGUUUGGCACAGAGAACGAGCAGACCAAAAAUCGCAAGAAGAGAUCGAAGGAAUCCCAGAAUCAGAAGGAGGCGAGGCAGGCUGUAACAUAUGAAGCCUCGUUUGCACCCGAAGAUGAACCGGUGAAAAGACGAAGGCUGGAACUUUCUGCUCCUACAGAGGCAGAACAGAGAGGGGAGUACGCCGUGGUCGGCGAAGACGAACGGAUAGUCGCGGCAACCCGUGAGUUGAAGGAGAUUUCGGGUACCCAAUCGGCAUUAUAUGCUGCUUUUGGCCAGCAAGAGGAUGUGGACGAAACAAAUGAGAAGAGCGAGAACGAGAGUACCCUAGAGACCAGCCAGCAGGCACCUGAUUCAGCUCCUGUCAAGAAGGGCCUCUCAUCAUUGAGAAGCAGAUUGGCGGCGUUACCUAAACCAGAAAACGAUCUGGAAUUCGAGCUUUCAGAGGAAGAUAAGGAGGAUAUAUCGAGUCCCGAGCUUGAGACAGAAAAUGCCACACAGUUAGCGGACAAAACACGAACUUUCGUGAGGACGUCAGAGAUCCUCUCCAAAGGGCUCCCCGUUCCAUUGGCUAGCAAUUUGAAAUUUGUCACCACAGACAGUCAGGAUCCUCUUGAAAACAUGAUACAGCGCGAAGUUUUGGCUCUGAUAACGGACGAUAUCAAAACCCUGGAAGAUUCAACCCAACCUCUGGAAGAUUUAAGUCCAAGUCAGAAAGCUGCUGUGCAAGAAGCCAUUGACCUGGAGGUGACCUCUAAGCCCCAAAAGAGCUAUGACAUCGCGAUCGGUGCCACUGACGUGGGAACCGAGGAAACAAUCGAGUUUCUAACAAAGUUGGGUUCGCGCUCCAAUAAGCUCGAGAAAAAGCUCAGACUAACGUUUGGUGGAUAUUUGAAGAGACAUGAUGCACUUGUUGUCAAGAGAGAUGAACUCCUACAGGAAGGGCUCAAACUUCAGGAGAAGGAAGUGGUAUAUUCCAGGGUUGCACAGGACGAGUUUUUGGCAAUCGCAAACAAUUCUGCCGAUAUUCAAAACGGAGUUGAUUAUUUGGUGCAGGCAGAACAGGCAGGUCAGCAAAGACUCAAGGAGCUCAGAGAGCGUGGGGAAUAA